GCCGGCGUCGAAAGGAGGUCUAGGUCCGUAGUCACACCUGUUGCGUACGGCACCCUAGCUGCUUUCCCGAGGAUAACAUGAGGUUUUGCGGAGGCAGGUUUGCCUCAUCGUCGUCCACUGUGUUGCUCUCAGCCUUCGUGCUGCUGUCAUACAUGAGCGCAGCCGUCACAGCUGGACCGACGACGAAGAUGACUGCAGCGGGUAUCUUACCGCCCAUGCCGUAUCAUCACGCAUUAGCUGAUGUCAGCCGAAGGCCUGGAGACACGGCGCCGGUUCUCAGACAAGUUUCCGAGUUGCCUCGGUGGUUCGUAAUGCCUGAGAGCUACGAGCAGAGCAGUUUGGCGAUCGGCAAACGACGAAGCUUCGGUGCCUGGUCAGGUAAACGGGAUUCGCAAUCAGACCGUUACCUGAGUCUCGUAACGCGACUUCACUCGCUGCUGCAGGACAAAAUCUCGCAUCGUGACCUGAGCAACAAGCGUCAGCAGUUCAGCGCAUGGGCUGGCAAGAGGUCUCCACUAGAAGCAGAUCAGAACCAAGAUUCACUUGCAGACCUGACACAGAAAACAGGUACAGAUCAAAGCACGACACCGCCUCAAGCCAUGCGCGGCUUUAACAGGCCUUGGAAGCGGACCAGCGAGAGCGAAGACGCUGGGUCUCAGUCGGACUUGCGUCGGCUCCUAAACUCCAUCAGAGACGCGAAUGUCGUCAGACGAGCCUUCAGUGCGUGGUCGGGCAAGCGCGGCUUCAGCGCCUGGGCCGGCAAGCGUUCAGAUGACGGCAUUCCAGAAAAACUAGAGCUAUUUUAACAAGUUUUCCUAUAAUUCAGAUACAAAGCUCCGUUAUAUUAGCAGUCCUAGGUACAAUCUUUCUCCUAGGUGUCGUGCUUUCUUUUAGUUACUUUACGUGUAGCAUUCACGUUUCACGGAAAAUUGAAAUUUAAGUUUCACGCGAGUGAACAACCCUUUCUGCUUAAACAGAAUAAUUAUUUCAAGGAUUUCGGUAAAGCAACUAGAUUGAAGAUUAGGUAGGUAUGUCAUUAAAUUAUCUCAUUUUAUUAUGAAGAGUUCCGGAGUGCUGAUCCAAAAAGUAAAGUAAAAACAUAUUAAAUAUAUUUUUAUUUGGUUUCUGAAAUGGAAAAAAAUGCAUGUAAUAAUUUUUCCAGUUCCUUACGGGAACAUCUACGUGCGCUGAGGUAUAAGAAAACUAUGACAGUUUCUUACCAAGUGACAACGAGAAAAAACCCCAAAGCCAUAACAUGAUAUUUUUGGCAGUAAUUUCAGAGUAACUCACGAAAACAUGGCUUAAGAACUAAUUUUGAUUAUUUUUACAGUGAUUAAAAAAAGUUGGUCAAAUGAAGCUUUGGGUGUCGGAUGUACACUAUUCUAACACGGAAUAUUCGAGUAAUUGAACAAUGCGAAAACGCAUAGACAAACUAUGUAUGUAUAAGUUAAUUACUAAUGAUCUGCGACUAAAAGAAAUGCAAACGACAUUGAGCUCGACAAGGAAAUGGAUAUAUGUGCAAAGUAAGCGCAUUGAACUUUCCUUUACAUAAAACUCAACGUGAAAGUUGAGGCACAGCAAAUAAUAAAAGAAAUCAAACUUGU
Molecule: messenger RNA, 1604 nt
Organism: Hyalella azteca
Lineage: Eukaryota; Metazoa; Arthropoda; Malacostraca; Amphipoda; Hyalellidae
Exons: 5
Coding region: 78-806 (242 amino acids)
Source: RefSeq, a predicted model, not a curated record